Molecule: messenger RNA, 1659 nt
Organism: Chrysochloris asiatica (Cape golden mole)
Lineage: Eukaryota; Metazoa; Chordata; Mammalia; Afrosoricida; Chrysochloridae
Gene: GALNT14
Product: UDP-N-acetyl-alpha-D-galactosamine:polypeptide N-acetylgalactosaminyltransferase 14 (GalNAc-T14)
Exons: 15
Coding region: 1-1659 (552 amino acids)
Cellular component (GO): Golgi apparatus
Source: RefSeq, a predicted model, not a curated record
AUGCGGCGCCUGACCCGCCGCUUGGCAUUGCCCAUCUUCGGGAUACUCUGGAUCACCGUGCUGCUGUUCUUCUGGGUAACCAAAAGGAAGUUGGAAGUGCCGACGGGACCUGAAGUGCAGACCCCCAAGCCUUCAGAAGUUGACUGGGAUGAUCUCUGGGACCAGUUUGAUGAGCGGCGGUAUCUGAAUGCCAAAAAGUGGCGUGUUGGUGAUGAUCCAUAUAAGCUGUAUGCUUUCAACCAACGGGAGAGUGAGCGGAUCUCCAGUAAUCGAGCCAUCCCGGACACUCGCCAUUUGAGAUGCAACCUGUUGGUAUACUGUACGGACCUCCCACCCACCAGCAUCAUCAUCACCUUCCAUAACGAGGCCCGCUCUACCCUGCUCAGAACCAUUCGCAGCAUAUUAAACCGCACUCCUAUGCAUCUGAUCCAGGAAAUCAUAUUAGUGGAUGACUUCAGUAAUGACCCUGAUGACUGCAAACUUCUGAUCAAGCUGCCCAAGGUUAAAUGUCUACGUAAUAAUGAGCGGCAAGGUCUGGUCCGGUCCCGGAUUCGGGGUGCCAGUGUUGCCCACGGUAGCACUCUUACUUUCCUUGACAGCCACUGUGAAGUGAACAGGGACUGGCUCCAGCCCCUGGUGCACAGGGUCAAAGAGGACUACACGCGGGUGGUGUGCCCAGUGAUCGAUAUCAUCAACUUGGACACCUUUAAUUACAUCGAGUCUGCCUCGGAGCUGAGAGGGGGGUUUGACUGGAGCCUCCACUUCCAAUGGGAGCAGCUCUCCCCAGAGCAGAAGGCUCGGCGUCUGGACCCCACUGAGCCCAUUAGGACUCCAAUCAUAGCUGGAGGGCUCUUCGUGAUUGACAAAACUUGGUUCGACUACCUGGGGAAAUAUGAUAUGGAAAUGGACAUCUGGGGUGGGGAGAAUUUUGAAAUCUCCUUCAGAGUGUGGAUGUGUGGCGGCAGCUUAGAGAUCAUCCCCUGCAGCAGAGUCGGGCAUGUCUUCCGGAAGAAGCACCCAUAUGUUUUCCCGGAUGGAAAUGCCAACACUUACAUAAAGAACACCAAGCGAACAGCCGAAGUGUGGAUGGAUGAAUACAAACAAUACUAUUAUGCUGCCCGGCCUUUCGCCCUGGAGAGACCCUUUGGGAACAUUGAGAGCAGAUUGAACCUGAGGAAGAAUCUGCAGUGUGAGAGCUUCAAGUGGUACCUGGAGAAUGUCUACCCAGAACUCAGGGUCCCCAAGGACUCCUCAAUCCAGAAGGGCAAUAUUCGGCAAAGGCAGAAGUGCCUAGAGACAUAUAAGCGGAAAAACCAAGAAAUCCCCUACCUCAAAUUAAGCCCCUGUAUCAAGAUCAAAAGCGAGGAAGCCAAGUCACAGGUGUGGGCCUUCACAUACACCCAGCAGAUCCUCCAGGAGGAGCUGUGCCUCUCGGUCAUCACCUUCUUCCCUGGCGCCCCUGUGGUUCUUGUGCUUUGCAAGAAUGGAGAUGACAAACAGCAAUGGACCAAGACUGGCUCCCACAUCGAGCACAAGGCCUCGCACCUCUGCCUGGACACAGACAUGUUUGGUGAGGGCACUGAGAACAGCGGGGAGAUCGUCGUCAACCCCUGUGAGUCCUCACUGAUGAGCCAACACUGGGACAUGGUGAGCUCCUGA